Bipolaris zeicola 26-R-13 is the source of this 864-nucleotide messenger RNA. RefSeq lists its product as uncharacterized. The transcript has a single exon. The record is from RefSeq and is a predicted model, not a curated record. NCBI's taxonomy places the organism in Eukaryota, Fungi, Ascomycota, Dothideomycetes, Pleosporales, Pleosporaceae. The annotation marks the transcript as partial.
AAUACUACGCCAAGUCAGUGUAGUACCGCAGCCACUUCUCAGACAAAUAAUUUACGUUCCUAUUUUGCCAGGAAGGGCAAAAGAAAAGUAAUCGACAUCAGUAGUGGCGAAGAUGGUGAUGAUGGCUCAUCCUUUAGCGAUGAGGAGGCAUCAUCCUCAGAAAAAGAAGAAGAAGAGAAGAGAACGAGCACCAAGAGGGCAAAAUUGGGGCCUUCUAUAACCUCUGCCGCUACAAGCGGGCUAUCUCGUACACAGAAGAAUCGCUUUGGAUUUCAGAUCAAUCCGCAAUCGAAAGUAAGAGCAAACAACCAAGCAGCAGCAUUAUCAUCACAAACAUUGAACAGCACUGCUCAGUCAGGUACACUAAAUGUCCCUGUCACUGUAUCUUCGGAUUCGACUAACCACAUCAUUGCAGUUCCGACUCCAGCAAUCGCUGCAAAAUACUCAAAUCGAAAGGCCAAGCUCAACGCAGUCGCAAAGAUCGCCCAGAUUAGUCAACAAAGCCCUGAGUUCUUCGAACACACCAACACAGGCAAUGGGCAAGGCGGCCACAAAGCUACCAGUGUUGAGAAGAUGAGCAGUGGGCUACAGAGAAUCAGCAUUACCCCAGCUCCUCCCAGCAAAUAUGUUGGAGAGGAAGUAGAUGUGCUUGCAGACGAUUCAGAUGAUGAGAGCGUCAGGGCUCCUGGGCGGCGCCGAAUUGUCAAAACUACGAUAGAAAGAAAAGAGGAAGAUGGCAGAAACCCAUUUCCUUUGGAGUCAGACUCCAGUAAGCAUAAGUUUAUCAAUGGUGUAGUAUUUCCAACAGAUGAGCAGUGCAGUAGCACAAAGCCUCGCAUCAAGAGGAGAGAACACUGGCCUUGA